This is a messenger RNA of Epithele typhae, 990 nucleotides long. RefSeq lists its product as uncharacterized. The record is from RefSeq and is a predicted model, not a curated record. Lineage: Eukaryota; Fungi; Basidiomycota; Agaricomycetes; Polyporales; Epitheliaceae. Bases 1 to 990 code for a protein of 329 amino acids. The transcript is spliced from 4 exons.
AUGCACACGCUGGCAGGCCUGCACGAAUACUUGAAGUCGUACGUGGCCCCCUCUGUCUUGCACGGUAUUGGUGGUGCUACACGAAUACGUAUCAAGGACAGACAGAACUCGGCUCGCGCUGCCUGGAAGCAGGAGCGCGUGACCGGGAUGUUCGCCUCCGUCCAAGGGACGCAUCUCCACCAAGUCUUUAGGGGCGACGUCUCCGUCCUGAUACCGAAGUUGCACACUCCCGUGACGCGGACCACGCACGGCAUGCUGUACCCCCGCGGUCAUUCUCCUCAGAUCACUCACCUUCACCUGAACUUCCUCAUCGGUCCGAAGACCGUUGAAACUCUCGGAACACUCAUCCACCUCCUGCUCUGCUCUCCAGCAUUCCAGCUCCUAUUCGUCCAGCAUUGCCGGAACAUGGAGAUCGAUGAAGACGAGUACUGUCAGAGCACAGACUCGGCUCUAGUCCCCCUGGACUCUCCUCACGUCAUAACCUUCCUCGAAUGCGACUGGAUCUUCUCCACCCACGUCAUUGCGUGUCUCGCGCUUCCUUUAGACGUCCACAUCAACAUCUUCGAUGUGAGCGACCCAUUCGACGACGACGAUGUCGCCAUACCGCAGCUCCCCCUCUUCGACUCCCCUCUCCGGAUGUCUCUCUUUCUCUCGUGCACCUUCGCGGUCGUGAAGUUCGACGGCCCGCCCAACCCCGCCCGCGCCAACCACCCCAUCGGCCGCUUCCACAAUGCGCAGGAGGGCUACGACGACUAUUGGAUCCAGAUCGGGUUCCCCGGGAUGCCGCCUCCCUCUGCGCACAAGCUGCGCACGCUUGUCCUGAACCUCAACCGCCCGUCGCCGUUUCGUGACACGCCCAACAAGCUAGAGUUCGUCGGUGCGCUGCUGGGCGAGGUCCUGCGGCCGCUGCCGUGGUGCGCCGAGACGCCGCGUCCGUCGCUGCGGACGCUCGGCGUCCAGCUUGCCCAGGGUCCAGACGAUACCAUCUAA